AUGGAAUCACACGCCUCUCCCGAGACCGCAUCGGUGCCCUCUUCCGGGACUUCUCCCGUGGCUCCUCCCGUGACUUCUGCCAAGCGUUCAGCAGAGGAUCCUUCCGGAGGUCAAUCCAAGCGUGCCAGAACCGAGAACGACGAUGCAUCCCAAUCCCCUCCUCAACCGACUGCUUCAACUGAUAUGCAGACAACGCCACUUCCAGAGCUUGCGCCUCUGAAGAAAUUUGGCAUCAUUCAAUCAGAUAAACGAAUCACGACACUCUAUAACGCGCUCAUGACUGCGGGAUUGUUCCCAUCUAACCACGUCUUUACCUUCGAAAGCUUCAACAUCGCAGAGCUCUCUUACCAAGAUCCGCAGGGGCUUGUCUUGCCAAAUCUGAGACAACACUACAUCGAUGUGACAUCACGCAUUGACAGCAACGUGGACCCGCGUUCCUUUCCAAGCAUGGUGUUUGCAGGCAUUCCAGGCAUCGGCAAGACCCGCGCCAUGUACGAGUACUUCAAGUUCGCCUUCACGCGGCGGCAGGGCGCGGAGAUUUUCGUGCCGCUAUACGUGACCUACAACAGCUCAACGCAGUUCUCUCCGCUUGAUGUCGCACUCGGUGGUGCGCUGAGCAUCGCCUAUCGUGCGCUUCUUCGGUUUUUUGUUCGUGAGCCAGACUGGUCCGUCGACAAUGUGAACAAUCUUCGCCAAGUUAUCGGCGCUGUGACGCUUUCCGAGGUCCUUGCGAUCAUUGCACUUCACGCACAGAGGUACCCGCCUGAUUGCAGAGCACUGGGGGAAGCACCCGUUGUUGAUCCCGCAGCUGCUGCGAGCCAAGUCCCUCGUCGCCCAGUCAUGUUUGUGCUUGGUCUAGACGAGGUCCAGCAGUCUUUUGGUGUUCCUGACACUGUUUUACGGCCCUCGCCCAAUCCAUUCUUCCAGAAUGUCUUCAUUGCGUUAGCGUCGGCCGCGAUUCCUGAGCAGUCGUUCUACCAUUGCGCGUCGUUGUUUGCCGGACUCCUCUACAAGCCCUUCGCUGAAGUCGUCAUCAAGUCGUCAUUUGAAAGCACCAGAGUGUCACUGCCUCCUUUGUCGUUCGAGCAAUCGAGAUCAUGGCUGGCAGGCGCAGUGGCCCAAGCCCGUGAAACAACCUGGCCAGAGCUUUGGCCUGCUGAUUACAAUCCUGGGACCGAUGAAGGCGUUCUUCGACUGCUCAUCUAUGUUUCUGGGCACGCGAGGAGUCUGCAUGCUCUGUUUGACGCUCUCAAGCAAGUAUCCGUCACUUCGCGCGCCGGUCAACAAGCAGGCAUCUUGGCCACUGCACUCGACUCCAUUCGGAGCACAAUUCUGCAACCCCUACGCGACAGACUCCAAGAUUUACCGCUCGAAAACAUCGAAAAGCUGCUGUGGUGCGGCUUGCGAUCAAUGCCGAGUGUGCGUCUCGCAGCGCCGUUGAACUACAGCGUCACUCCUGAGGAGUUGGAACAGCUGUACAUCGGCUCGUUCGAAAACUCUGGUAAUUUGGUUCUCAUGUCUCUGCCUGUGGUGGACGCGUUACUCCUGCGCUUGGAAGCAAACUUCGUCGGGAACGGGCAGGCUCCUCACUGGUGUGAGAUUUUGCGCACUGUCCUCAAGUCCAGCUACGGCAAGAGCUCAAAGAGCUUUGAGACGGCCUGUGCUGCCGCCUACGCUCUUCGUCUUUGCACCUUCGCCAAGUACCGGCCUCCCUCGGGAGAAACGCGUCUCUCAGAUCUGCACGCCGGAGCUGCAUUUGCCACAGUGUCAAAACUCACCGACAUGAAAAUCAAGCUUCCUGCGCCAGAGUCGAUCAGAUUGGUGGAUUUCACGGGGAAAAACCAGGCGCUUCAGCGCGCGGACGCAAACGUUGGCCACAUUUGCUACGACCAGCUCCACACCGCGUGCGUGGACUUUUGGACGGUUCACGACACGCUCACCCAGGACCCGGGGAAGGGGAAGCAACCGGCAGGUACUGCGCCCAACCAAGUGAAGGUGGUUGAAGGGGCGGAUGCCAAGCUUUUUCGAUCCGCCAGCUUCACCACCUCCGUGCAGAGAAAGCACACAAAGAACGCAUUGAAAGUCUUGAAGACGCAAUGGCCGCCCAACACAGCAUUCGCGCACGGCUUUUUCGUUGACAGUGCCGUCUCGCAAGACUUGAAAAUUCGGCCACAUGUUUACGUCGUCUCCCUGGAGAACUAUCGCGAUUACUUCCCGGUGAUGCUUUGGCCGAUCUUCGGUGUACGGCUUGGCUCGCCUUCACUGAGCGAACGACCCGAUGCUGCUGCUGCUGCUGCUGCUGCUGCUGCUGCUGCUGCUGCUGAUGAUGAUGAUGAUGAUGAUGAUGAUGAUGAUGAUGAUGAUGAUGAUGAUGAUGAUGAUGAUGAUGAUGAUGAUGAUGAUGAUGAUGAUGAUGAUGAUGAUGAUGACUAA
This is a messenger RNA of Capsaspora owczarzaki ATCC 30864, 2433 nucleotides long. RefSeq lists its product as hypothetical. The transcript is spliced from 7 exons. The coding region runs from base 1 to 2433 and encodes 810 amino acids. Lineage: Eukaryota; Filasterea; Ministeriida; Capsasporidae. The record is from RefSeq and is a predicted model, not a curated record.